AUGAAAGCAAUUCUUGGAACCAGUGAUGGAACAUUGUUGAAUUUGAAACCAGCAAACACCAAAUUGUUCAGUGAUGACGUCAAAAAAUCAUUCAAUCGCGCAUUUGGACCAUUUGUAUAUUGUAGUUAUACCGAUUCUCGCGGAUUCGAAAUUCGUCAUAUAUACUUUUCAAACAAACAAACUGUAAGUGCACAUGUUCUAUAAUUCUAUCAAGACAUCAAAUUUUUGAAAAUUUCAGAAAAACAAAAAAUGUUCGGAGCAAGCCAAUUUGAAGGACAGUGAUUACAAUGCGAAUUUCAUGCGGGAUUUAGAUCGAUACAAAUAUUCUUUUGUUUUUUAUCCGGAAAAAACAGAGUGAGUUUGAGAUAAAUUAGAAACAAAUGAUAUUGUUUUUGCAGAAAUAGUUUGAGUUUCGAAGCAUCGCUUUUUUCUCUCCAUUCACCACUUCUUUGCGGUUUACAUUAUGAGAAAGAUGUUCAUCGUCCAUAUGAAAUUUGCCCUGACGGUUGGAGUCCUUGGCGUCGAUCAACUGGAACUAUUUGUCAUAAAUAUUUUUCACUUGACCAAUAUGGAGAUAAAAAAGUAAGUAAUUAUUAGGGCUGAUUCACGAACGAAAAAAAUGUUUAAAAAUGUUUUUUUUUUAACAUCGAAAGAUCAAUUGACGAAAAGUCAAAAAAUGUCGAAAAAACAUUGUAGAUCAAAAUUACUGUAGUUUUUUCGAGUUUUUCAGCCAAAAAUGAUGACAAAUCAAUAUUUUUUAAGCUUCUGGAGUAAUUUCUGAUUGAAAUUGACCUUGGAAUUCACUUUCCAGAAGGUUUUGUUGAUUUUUCGUAAAAUAAAUUUUUUUUAUUAAUUUUGAUGAAUUUCGAAAAAAUUCAUAAAAUAAAUCAAAAUAGGGUUCUCGAAGCUUAUUUUCAUCAGAAGCUACUCCAGAAGCUUAAAAAAUAUCGAUUUGUCAUCAUUUUUGGCUGAAAAACUCGAAAAACUAAUUUUGACCUACAAUGUUUUUUUGACUUUUCUUGAAUUGAUCUUUCGAUGUUAAAAAAAACAUUUUUUUUCGUUCGUGAAUCAGCCCUAUUGGAUAUCUUUACCAAAACUACAUGUGAUUUUUUUUAAAUUCCAGCACAAGUAUUUUGAUGAAGCUCGUCAAUUUUGUUAUGAUCAAGAAGCUGAUAUGUCAAGAUGGGAUAAUUAUGGAGAGUAUGAAUUUGUACAAUCCCUACGUGACGUCAAAAAAUGUGGUGGUUCAUGUGAUGCGUGGGUGAAGUGUUAUGAUAAGCAUGGGGUGAGAAUAUUUUUUUCACCGAAGAGAAAGGAAACGUUUUAUUACAGUGCAAUGAUGUAGAGACAAUGAUAGAGGACGGAGAGAUUAAUUGGCCUGAUCUUCGAUUAUCUUGGCUUACAUGGUAUGAUGUGAAUGAGCAAAGUGUAAUGUGUGAAAAGGCGUCGAAUAGGUGA
Messenger RNA from Caenorhabditis angaria, 1458 nucleotides. NCBI's taxonomy places the organism in Eukaryota, Metazoa, Nematoda, Chromadorea, Rhabditida, Rhabditidae. The record is from the annotation of a GenBank genome assembly.